Messenger RNA from Brassicogethes aeneus, 1713 nucleotides. Lineage: Eukaryota; Metazoa; Arthropoda; Insecta; Coleoptera; Nitidulidae. The record is from the annotation of a GenBank genome assembly.
AUGGGUCCUGAACUGUGUGACAUGUGGACUUCAAUAGAUGUCCUGUGCUGUACAGCAUCUAUAUUACAUCUUGUUGCCAUAGCAGUCGAUAGAUAUUGGGCAGUUACGAAUGUCGAUUACAUACACACUCGUAACAGCAAUCGUAUAAGCAUCAUGAUCGUAUUAGUGUGGCUAAUAGCUCUCGUAGUGUCUCUGGCACCACAAAUACCACAAUUUAAAGAUCCGGACUACUUACAUAGAAUAGAAAUCAAGCAACAAUGCCUGGUCAGUCAGGAUGUUAAGUACCAGAUUUUUGCCACUAGCUCAACUUUCUAUGUGCCGUUGUUGGUUAUUUUUGUGCUGUAUUGGAAAAUAUUUCAAACUGCUAGGAAACGCAUUAGAAGAAGAAGGGAAUUUAAGGGCCACAUCCUAGAAAAGAAUAUUCAAACAAGCUCUAACUUGACUCAAAAUACAACGUUUGGAAUAGAAUUAAUGAUUUGUUUGGCUAGUUGUGACCGAAAAGUAAUUGAGUCCAAUUUAAAGAAGAAACUUUCAUCCGCUAUUCACAGUUUGGACGAUUUUUUUGAGGUUGAACGCACCAACAAUAACAGCCGAGUUCCUAAAAGCUUCCUCGCCAACCGAAAAUUCCUUCGGAUGAAAAAAUCGGCCAGCAGCAAAAAGUCUUCCGCCGCCGAAGCCCUGGUCAACUCCCUGGUGAUGAUGGAAGGUCAGUCGACCACCACGAUGGACGUGGUGGAGGAGGAGAACGAACAACAGAGCAGCGUCAGCGGAGGCGGUAGCGAACAGGUGGUUGAAACGACCGCCUUUACUAUCACCAAGCCGAGCACCCAGCAGCACCAGGUUCCGAACAGCACGGUUUCGGAGGUCCCGGUUGUUUCCAAUAAUGUUUCCCCGGAAAAAUCGUCUACAGGUAUUAUUAUAAACAUACCCAAACCGAAUUGUGACCUUACAAAAGCAAACAACUUUUCGCCUAUUAAUCUUCUCCCAGAAAAAAUAUUCAAAUUAAGGCUAUCAGAAGAACUUGAAGACGAGAUUCCACUUCAUAAAUUCGGCUUUGGACCAAAUUCUUCCACAAUCCAUCUAAUGCUUAUUCUCACUUCCAAAGUUCAAACCAACAGCUUAAAAGGAUACAAAUCAGUUGCACUUUUUAUUGACCUUAGCAAAGCAUUUGAUAGUGUUUGGCAUGCCGAUCUAUUAUACAAACUAAACACCCUAAAUUGUCCAAAAUACAUUCACAUUAUAAAUGACUUUCUAAAAAAUAGACCAACUCUCCCCACAGGCACGACAAAUAACGGCUCCGCCAGCCACCAGAGCCACAUCAGCGACAUCAGCCGCGUUGAGAUGCUCGCCAAGGAAAUCCCGCCGUGUCCCGCAUCAGUGGACAAACUCAUUCCUUCAAGGCGCGAGAAAAAAGAGAGCCUGGAAGCCAAACGCGAACGCAAGGCGGCCAAAACUUUAGCCAUAAUAACAGGCGCGUUCGUGAUGUGCUGGCUUCCGUUUUUCAUACUCGCGUUGGUAAUGCCUCUGUGCGGAGAAGCGUGCGCAAUAAGUGAUUUUAUCAUGAGCUUUGCGCUUUGGUUGGGGUACUUUAAUUCAACGUUAAAUCCAGUUAUUUACACGAUUUUCAAUCCCGAGUUCAGACAGGCUUUCAAGAGGAUGUUGUGCGGUGGAGCGAGACACCCUAGAAACUAUAGGUCAGGUAAACUUAGAUAA